This is a messenger RNA of Odontomachus brunneus, 4082 nucleotides long. RefSeq names its product potential E3 ubiquitin-protein ligase ariadne-2 (gene ari-2). The record is from RefSeq and is a predicted model, not a curated record. Gene Ontology annotation, molecular function: zinc ion binding; ubiquitin protein ligase activity; ubiquitin conjugating enzyme binding. Lineage: Eukaryota; Metazoa; Arthropoda; Insecta; Hymenoptera; Formicidae. Bases 539 to 1993 code for a protein of 484 amino acids. The transcript has 8 exons. Gene Ontology annotation, cellular component: cytoplasm; ubiquitin ligase complex. Gene Ontology annotation, biological process: protein polyubiquitination; ubiquitin-dependent protein catabolic process; positive regulation of proteasomal ubiquitin-dependent protein catabolic process.
AAAUGAACAAACCGAGAUGAAUCGAAGACGCGCUCGGUAAAAAUGUAUAUUCCAUAAAAUACGGGAUAAUAGCUAGUCUCAAUUGCGGAUCGGUGAAGAAGCGAGUCUUCCGCGUCGUUGUUCCGCCGGAACACUCACCAUUUUCUUAUUCGAAGCACGAGCACGUCGCUUCCAGAUGCAGAUCUAGCGAGUGCUACUUGAGACAGAAAGAGAGAGAGAGAAGGAGAGUGAGCGCAAGAGAAAAGAGCAGGCUUGGCGAUCUCGUUUAGCCUCAUUGCGGCACUCAGCUGUUUCGUGUCAGGUGACUUUGACGUUCUUAUCUGCUUCUAGAUUAAACGGGAAUCAUCCGUUACGCACAUAUAGGUGGCAUAUAUCGCGUAUAUAUAUACGCAUCACACGCUGGAUACACGCGCGGAAGAGAGAGACGCACCAAGGAAAGCCCACGAGUCCUCCCCCGACAGCCACACACCCUUCAAGAGAAUUACGCGCGCGAAACGGGCGCAUAAAUGCAUAUCUCUUGAUAAUCAAGACGCCAAAGAUGUCGAGCAGUGAAAUGGACUACUCGGAUUCAGACUGUGCUGAUCCAGGUUAUGAGGACUAUUACAAUGUUCAGCCAUGGGGCAGUGACGUGGAUAACGACGUGGAUCCUGAACAAAAUAGAAGAGACCCUGAAUAUGCGGUGUAUGACUGUCUGCGGGUCGAUGAAGUGGAACGGCUCUUGAACGAAAAUGUUGAGGUGUUAAGUACUAGCCUUCAUGUAACACCAUCCCUAGCCAAAGUGUUGUUACACGCGCACAAUUGGGCGUUACCAGAUAUUGUCACAAAGUACCGUACCAAUGCUUCCAGCUUAUUGAUUAGUUCAAAGAUUAAACCGUCGACUACGCCGGAACAAGUGCCAGUAUCGAAAUGUCAGAGGGGCGGUGUAUGCUCGGUUUGUGUUAUGAUCUUUCCUGCAGAUAGGUUUUCUACUCUUACUUGUGGACACUCAUUUUGCAAAGACUGCUGGUGUAUGCAUUUUGAAGUACAAAUAAUGCAAGGUAUAUCUACAGGCAUAAGUUGCAUGGCACAUGACUGUGACGUCUUAACUCCAGAGGACUUUGUCCUUUCCAUACUCACGAAGCCUAACAUGAGAGAGAGGUAUCAGCAGUUUGCGUUCUGUGAUUACGUCAAGUCUCACCCGCAACUUCGUUUCUGCCCUGGCCCGAAUUGCCAAAUAGUUUUGCGCUCGAAGGAACAACGAGCGAAGAGAGUCAUGUGUUCAUCGUGUAAAACUAUAUUCUGCUUCCGAUGUGGUAUGGAUUACCAUGCACCUACUGAUUGCGGUACAAUCAAAAAGUGGUUGACGAAAUGCGCGGAUGACUCUGAAACCGCUAAUUACAUUAGCGCCCAUACCAAAGAUUGUCCAAAAUGUCAUAUUUGCAUAGAAAAGAAUGGCGGUUGUAAUCAUAUGCAAUGUUACAAUUGCAAGCACGAUUUCUGUUGGAUGUGCCUUGGGGACUGGAAAACACACGGUAGUGAGUAUUACGAAUGUUCCCGAUAUAAGGAAAAUCCUAACAUUGCUCACGAAAGCGUUCAUGCGCAAGCGAGAGAAGCCCUUAAGAAGUAUCUUCAUUAUUACGAGAGAUGGGAAAACCAUAGUAAAUCGUUAAAAUUAGAAGAGCAAACGUUGGAAGGUAUCAAAAUGAGGAUCAAUAAAAAAGUAAUGAAUGCUAGUGGUACUUGGAUAGACUGGCAACACUUAUUUGAGGCUGCGUCACUUCUAGCACGUUGCCGUUACACUUUACAAUACACGUAUCCGUAUGCGUACUACAUGGAACCUGGACCUCGUAAAGAACUGUUCGAGUACCAGCAGGCUCAGUUAGAAGCGGAGAUCGAGAAUCUUUCGUGGAAGAUCGAGCGAGCGGAGACGACAGACCGAGGUGACCUGGAGAAUCAGAUGGACAUCGCCGAGAAGCGUCGCGUCACAUUGCUGAAGGAUUUCCUCGAAGUAUAAUUUUGAGGUUAAACUUCCAGAGUUACUCGACGAUAUUUCUUCUCAUUGUCACAAAAUAUGUAAAAUCUUACGCCUCUUUCUUUACAAGAAUGGAUUAAGAAUGGAUGUCCGAUGUGUUCCAGCGUAAUAAUUUUAAUGAUUAAUCGAAUUGAUUCUUCUUAUAUUCGAGAUAUUUGCUAAACGCAAGAAACUUCAUAGAAUGAGUUUGAAAUAAGAAAAAAGAAAAAUAUUAGAAUAUGGGAAAAAAUUGUUAUAUACGAUAUUAAUUAAUUUUUUUUUCGAUAUGAAAGAAUUAUUGCGAGAGCUAGAAUCCAGAUCGAAUCCAGAUUCGAAACGGGCCGGUCCUCUGGUCACAGAAAACUGCUAGAAUAUCGAUUGUAAAACGCUAGUUCGGGCAAACCGAAACGAAGCCUCGUGUAUAUUCGGCGUUUGUCUGCAGCUAUCAUUAUAUAUACACAAUGAGUGUACAGUUCACAGUGUACCGAAAAAAUUUAUAAAUGGAAAAGAUGACGACCAGUUUGCUUAUUCUGUAAUUUUUAACGAGCUGCUGGUCAGCAUAUGUGUCAGAACAUGCGAAAUCAUACAUUAUGUAUUUCUAGUUUAACGCACGCAUUACAAUUAUAACGUAAACGUUAGAAGAUUACAGGAUAGGCCCGCAGGACUCGAUCGCGUGAAGAUAGGAGUCCUAUUCUCGUCUAUAAUUUCGUCUGAGUAUUAUUGAUCGAGGGGACAAACAUAGCGAUGUCAUGUGUUCUGAAUUGUGGCUGCUGAGUAUAAAACCUGAGAGGAAAAGGAGAUAAUGUAUAUUGAAGUUUAAAUUUAUUUAAAUUCUCGGGAAUAUUACUCGGCACAGACGAGAUCCAGGUGACAAAAGUAUUAAUUGUAUCGACUGAUUUAAGCGAGAAUUCGACGGCAUUGAGCAUACGAUAUCUUGUUCUUUACUUUGAUUUUUCGAAGCGUUCUCAAAGAUGCGCCACGGCGGCGGCACGCUUCUUCUUUUUUUGAAUUUAUAUUUUGUUGAAAUACAAAAUUGGUGGGACUACAUUAAAAUAAUAGCAAAGAAAUAGAAAGAAGUUUCCUGUCUAUACAAUCACGUGUGACAACUCGACGAAUCGUUGCACGUGAUUGUAUAGACAGGAAAUUUUUUUCCAUUUCGUCUAUUUUUUGCAUAGUUCUAUCACAGAUGUUUUAUCGAUCUACCGACGCUGACCGCACAGUUCGAUAAAAGAUGCGACGAGAACGACGACGAUGAGGCACGAGAAGUGUGAUCCUCGUGUCCCACGCGCGAGAGCGUACCGACGAAUUGACUCGAUCAUAUUUUUCUUCACCGCUGUUCUUUUUUCCCGAAUCUUCUUCGAAGUAUUGUUUAUAUUUAAACACGUACACCACACACAUACACACACGCAGUGAUCAUCCGAAGAAGAAAGAAACGAUAGCCUAAUUAAGUACUCCGGUGCCAAGAGACGGUACCACCCCCGCCGUGUACAUACUAAAUGGAUUUAACGUUUUACUAAGGCAAAAAGAAGAGGAAAGAAACAAACAAGUGAACAGAAGAGAACGCGACCUUUUUCUAUAAAUUAGAUCUUAAGAGGUAUAUGCAACGAUCAAAGACAUCCGCGACACACCUAGCCAUAAUACCAACUUACAUUUUAUAAGCUAUCGCAGCAAAGAAAGAUGAAGAUGGAGAAGUGUGAGUCACGCGUUGUAAACCGGCGGGAGACUGCUUUUUUUUCUUCGCGACGCGAGAGAGGGUGAAGAAGUGUAUGGAUGUUCAUCGAAGGGUCCGAGGUAAAAUCGGUUCAGCAAAAUCGGUUGCAACAAAAUCGAUGUAAUGUCUAACGUGUUGACAAGGAACAAAAAAAAUAAACGCUCUUUACUACAAAACUGCGCGUGGAUAAUUAAAACGGUAACGACGACGAUUUUUAUCGAGUACGAAGCAAGCAAUCGAAAGCGGAGACUCCUCCGAUUAACUCUUUCCUGCCUGCCCCCGUGUACCUUCUCAAUGCACAAUGAGAAGCGAUCGCUACUGUAUGUAACGAAUAUCGAAGUAUUUGUAAAUUAAUACUAAUAAUAACGAGUAUACAAUUCA